AUGUUAUGGGCAAUCCUUCUGUUUUUCUUGGUGCCGGCUGCUUCAAGCCUUCACGAUCGUCAGAGUGGUCCGACCAAAUUUAGACACCAAGAGGUAGUGGCACGCCAUGGUGCUGUUGCUACUGAUUACGGUAGAUGUUCAAGGAUUGGGAUUGUUGUUCUUCGUGAAGGCGGACAUGCUAUUGAUGCAGCUGUAGCUGCUGCUCUUUGCUUGGGAGUUGAGAGUCCAGCAUCAUGUGGCAUUGGUGGAGGAGCCUUUAUGCUAAUCAGAUUAGCCAGUGGAGAGGUGCAGGCCUUUGACAAUAUGUAUAAUGUCAGUGCUACUCUAAAGGCAAGUGGUGCCCUUUCCGUUGCUGUCCCAGGGGAACUUUCUGGUCUUUAG
Messenger RNA from Dovyalis caffra, 381 nucleotides. Lineage: Eukaryota; Viridiplantae; Streptophyta; Magnoliopsida; Malpighiales; Salicaceae. The record is from the annotation of a GenBank genome assembly.